AUGACUGCAUCUACAAGUUUGAGGGUGCGCCUGCCGGUGCUGGUGGCAGUGAUGCAGGCUAUCAUCCUAGUUCUUUUUGCUAUGUUUGUCACUUACGAUGACAAUGCUAACGCUCAAUUCCAAAACAAUCAGACCAACCCGAUGGAUAACUCCCUAUAUCGUGACUACCCCUACUUUGCUGACGUGCAAGUGAUGAUCUUUGUUGGUUUCGGCUGCCUGCUGGCCUUCUUCCGAUUCUACGGCUUCAGUGGAAUGGUCUUCAACUUUCUCACAGCUACAUUUUCCAUCCAGUGGGCAAUCCUUAUUCAAGGUUACUUCCAGUUUUACCAUGAUGGUAAAAUUCACCUGGCUGUGAUCAACCUGUUGAAUGCAGAGUUCGCAUGCGCUGUGGUGCUCAUCUCCUUUGGGGCCGUGAUUGGGAAGACCAGUCCUGUGCAGCUCCUGGUGAUGGCUUUGCUGGAGAUCCCAAUCUUUUCUGUGACAGAGUGGGCUGUAUUGAAAUACAUUAAGAUAAAUGAUGCAGGUGGCAGCAUUCUUAUUCACCUGUUUGCAUGCUACUUUGGUUUAGGGGUGACAUUUGUUCUGUACCGGCCAACUUUGAAUCAGGGACAUGCAAAAGAGAUGACUAGUUACAAUUCUGACAUCCUCUCUGUGUUGGGAACCCUGUUUCUCUGGGUGUUCUGGCCUUCAUUCAACUCUGCUCUCACCUUUAAGGGUGACGAUCAACACAGAGCCAUACUCCAUACUUUCCUAGGUCUGAGCGCAUCCACUAUGACUGCCUUCGCGCUGUCAGCAGUGUUCAAUAAGAGAGGCAAGCUCACCAUGGCUGAUAUUCAGAAUGUGACUUUGGCAGGUGGUGUGACUGUUGGGGCUUCAGUGGACAUGAUGAUUUCCCCUGCAGCUGCAUAUGGUCUGGGCAUCAUGGGCUGUACUGCCUGUUACUUUGGAUACAGGUACCUGACCCCCUUUUUAGCACGACGCAUGAGGAUCCAAGACCAGUGCGGUAUUCACAAUCUCCAUGGGCUCACUGGACUCAUAUCAUCCACAGCAGGGAUCUGCGCUAUCCUCCUAGCCACUGAGGAAACCUACGGGCCCAGCAUGUACCAGAUAUUUUCCCAUCGUGCUCCACCUGAGGGAGAUCCAAAGCUCCUGGAGCUUCAGAAGCUGAUUCCCGGGCUGAAGCCAGGAUUGGGUCGUACUGCGCAGGAGCAAGCUCUCCAACAGGUCGCAGCUGUCUUCAUCACCAUAGCAGCUUCCGCUGUUGGUGGGGUGCUCACUGGGUUGGUUUUGAAGCUGCCCUUCUUGGCAUCCCCGUCCGACGAGGACUGCUUUGAUGAUGAACUUUUCUUUGAUAUGCCCCCUGACUUUGCCAGUAUAGAAGUGCUCAAGCCCCCUGCAAGCUGUGAAGAAAAAGGACAAACAAGCCCUAUGGACACCAAGGUCUGA
Messenger RNA from Scomber japonicus (chub mackerel), 1446 nucleotides. RefSeq names its product ammonium transporter Rh type B-A-like. The record is from RefSeq and is a predicted model, not a curated record. Gene Ontology annotation, cellular component: plasma membrane. Gene Ontology annotation, molecular function: ammonium channel activity. Gene Ontology annotation, biological process: ammonium transmembrane transport; ammonium homeostasis. The transcript has a single exon. NCBI's taxonomy places the organism in Eukaryota, Metazoa, Chordata, Actinopteri, Scombriformes, Scombridae. Bases 1 to 1446 code for a protein of 481 amino acids.